AUGACACAGUAUAGUAUGCCUUCGACUCGUUCAUCCUAUAAAUCCGAGUCUGCACAUCAUUCGUCUUUGACCACCACCACACGCUCUUCAACGAAACUCUCAAGGAAGAAAAAUGACAAUGACCAGGGAGAGAAGUUUGAGCUGGGAUGGCGUGGCGUCCUUGCAUUCUUCACAUUAGCUGUCCUAGCACUGAUGGCUGCUCUUGACGGAACCUCGCUUUCCGUGGCGCUUCCGGCCAUAGCAAAGGCUUUGAAAGGGACAGCUAUUGAAGCCUUCUGGAGUGGGACUUCAUUCUUACUAUGCUCGACAGUAUUCCAACCAAGCUUUGCCUCUCUUUCAUGCAUCUUCGGUCGCCGCCCCAUGGUUCUUGUCUCGCUUCUCAUGUUCUUCAUCGGUACCGUCUUCUGUGCAAUUGCCAAAAGCUUCACCUUCAUGCUCGUCGGUAGAUCAUUGCAGGGCAGCGGCGGAGGUGGCAUUAUAGCGUUAAGUGAGGUAAUUGUCACAGACCUUGUGCCGCUACGCCUUCGAGGGAAAUACUUUGGGAUAUUGAGCGCGAUGUGGAGCCUGGGGUCUGUAUCAGGACCCAUUUUGGGUGGUGGGUUUGCCGAGAAGGUCUCCUGGCGCUGGAUAUUUUAUAUCAAUUUUCCGUUCAUUGGCAUUGGGGUUAUAUUCGUCUUCUUCUUUCUGAACCUUCGGCGGAUGCCAGGUUCGCUCGUUGAAAAACUUCGUCGAAUCGAUUACAUCGGCACGUUUCUGUUUAUCUCAAGUAUGGCAUCACUUCUGAUCCCUCUGACAUGGGGUGGAAUUUCUUAUCCUUGGAACUCAUGGCAUACAAUUGUCCCGUUGGUUGUUGGGGCCGCCGGGCUGGUAUUAUUCGGCUUCUAUGAAUAUAGAUUUGCAAGAGACCCUAUCGUCCCUCCCAUGAUAUUCAACAAUCGCACGGCAACAGUGUCCUUCAUCGGAAGUGCUCUCCAAGGCUUUAUCUUGUGGUGUUCGCUGUAUUAUAUGCCGCUUUAUUUCGAAGCCGUGAAGGAAUAUAACCCAGUCAUCACAGGAGUGGCCCUCUUUCCUGCCACUUUCACCGUGGCACCCAGUGCGAUGAUCGUGGGCGCAGCAAUCAGCCGAACCGGGCGCUAUAGAUGGGCAAUCUGGUCUGGAUGGGUGGUUUCUACCAUCGGACUCGGACUGGUAUGCCUCAUCAAAGUGAACACGAGCAUCCAUGGGUGGAUUCUGCUGAACAUUGUUCCGGGGCUUGGGCUUGGCAUAUUAUUCCCUUCUCUCGGAUAUGCCGUGCAAGCCGCUGCGGUACCGAAAAACGUGCCCAUCGCCGUGGCGAUGUUCAGCUUCUUCCGCGCUCUGGGACAAGCAAUUGGGGUUGCUAUCGGCGGAGUGAUUUUCCAAAACCGAAUGCGUGCUAAUCUGCUGAAAUAUUCUUCACUUGCCGCCAGGGCGAGCGAGUAUAGUCAAGAUGCAGCCGGUCUUGUCCAGGUUAUCCAAACUAUGACGGACAGUGGGGAGAAGUCUGACCUGAAAACUGCUUAUACAGACAGCCUACGCACCGUUUGGGCGGUGAACUGUGUCAUUUCGGGAAUAGCGUUGCUACUUAGUCUUUUUCACAGAGGCGUAUGA
Molecule: messenger RNA, 1629 nt
Organism: Penicillium chermesinum
Lineage: Eukaryota; Fungi; Ascomycota; Eurotiomycetes; Eurotiales; Aspergillaceae
Exons: 4
Coding region: 1-1629 (542 amino acids)
Biological process (GO): transmembrane transport
Molecular function (GO): transmembrane transporter activity
Source: RefSeq, a predicted model, not a curated record